AUGGGAGGAACCAAGAAAAGAAAGUUUCAGCGAGGAGCAGCCACAGCCUUUGUGUCGAGGAACAAAGCUCUGAAGAAGCUACAGCUAUCACUGCCAGACUUUAGGGCAUCUAUCCGGUGGAGCCCCCUACACAAGAAGAAAGUGAACAAAGGAAAGUACUGCUGUGAAAACAUACUACAACCUCAAGGACAUUCAGUUCCUUGUCACAUGACCCUGCUUGUGGCUAAGUUCAGGGAAAAGAAGGGGCGGUUGAAGAGAGCUGUUGCCAAAAAACAGAUUUUGCUGUAUCCUACUUUUUUGAUGCCCUUUCGGGAUCUUUAUGACUCCUCAAUUGUGUUUUUUGAGUUUAUGCACUAUGUGAUUGCAGCCAAAGCUCUGAGAAAAGUAUUUGUGUCAAUCAAGGGCAUCUACUACCAGGCAGAUAUUAAAGGGGAGACAAUAACAUGGGUUGUAUCACAUAAGCGAGGCUUUCAGCACCCACAAGAUGUGGACUACAAAAUCAUGAAGACGUUUGCAGAGUACCACACAGUUCUUCUGGGACACAUUAACAUCAAGCUAUACAGUGAUUUACACUUGGUCUACCCACCUCAGUUGGAAGAACCACAGCAGCAUGUGAGCCAAGAACAGUGUUUGGAAGGCGACCGGGUGGAUGAGAACCUGGCUAGUCUUGCCCCAGCCAUCAAAACAACUGGAGAAGCCUUGGAAGAAGAGGACGAAGAUCCUGAAGUGGAUGCUCUCAAUGCAGCAAAUGCAGAUGAUCCACAUUACAUAGAAAAGUCCAAGCUGGAAGCACAGAGUGUGAGGAAGCUUCAGAACUUGUUCAAGGGCCUCCGAUUUUUCCUCAACAGAGAGGUGCCCAGGGAGGAGCUGACGUUUGUUAUCAGAUGCUGCAGUGGCCUGGCAUCAUGGGACCACACACUUGCUAUUGGGGCUACCUACCAGGAAUCCGACGACAGUAUCACACAUCACAUCGUUGACAGGCCUACAGUUGCGAACCAGAGGCUGGACCGAACAUAUGUGCAGCCACAAUGGGUGUUUGACUGUAUCAAUGCCAGAACUCUCCUCCCAACUAAGGAUUACUUCCCUGGAGUGCCCUGUCCACCUCAUUUAUCCCCCUUUGUAGAGGAGAAAGAGGGAGAGUAUGUCCCAGAGGAGAAGGUCAAAUUCCUCAAGCGGAUACAGGGAGACAUCAUGGACGAAGACGAGGAAGAUGAUGACAGCGAUGUGCUUGAAGAGGAGGAGGAUGACGAUGAGGAGGAGCAGGAGACAGUCUCUGCUGGUAAAAAGAGAAAACGGGGGAACUCUAAAGACGUGAACAGUGGUGAUCGGGCAACUAAAAUGUCAAAGUCGUCUCCUGGCAUGGCUGUUACUGAAGGCACGAUUGAACGUGUGGACAAGCAGAAGAAACUGGCCAGGCAACAAGCUGAAGAAAAACGACUGGGAGAAAUGAUGAUUGCCAAGAAACACAAACGUUUGUACCACAAGAUCAUGACUUCUCGCAAGAAGAGCUCUCAAGAGGCAAAGAAAUUACAAGACAAAAAGGAAAAAAUUCAAGCCCAGAAAAAGGGGCAAGAAAUUAAAGAAGGGUGCAGUUUGAUGGAUAGGAUGGGACACAGUGAGAUGAAUGAGAUGAGGGCGUGUAUUGUUUGGUUGUUUGAUUUUUAA
Molecule: messenger RNA, 1665 nt
Organism: Candidula unifasciata
Lineage: Eukaryota; Metazoa; Mollusca; Gastropoda; Stylommatophora; Geomitridae
Source: the annotation of a GenBank genome assembly